CGCAGGACGGAGAUGGUGUGAAUGGAGGCAAGACGAUGUCGUCUCGCGAAGCGAUGGGGAAGAUUCAUCAUCGUUGAAAGAUCUGACUCCAGAGCAACCCACCUGUUCUUGCAUGAAUUAAAGCAGUCCUAUGCAAUUAAGCAAGCAGGAGCAGUCUCACUUCAGCGUGCCCCUGGCAAGGACCCCCUGGUGGCCACAUCCACCUUACCCAGGACAUGUACGGCAGUGCCAGGGCAGUAGGCCAUAUAGAGAGCAGCCCCGCACGGUCCCCGCGCCUGCCCAGGUCCCCCCGAUUGGGCCACCGGAGGGCCAACAGCGGGGGCGGGGGUGGUGCGGGGGGCAAGACGCUCUCCAUGGAGAACAUCCAGUCCCUCAAUGCGGCCUACGCCACCUCGGGGCCCAUGUACCUGAGCGACCACGAGGGCGUGGGCUCCACUGCCACCUACCCCAAGGGCACCAUGACCCUGGGGAGAGCCACCAGCCGGGCCAUGUACGGGGGCCGCGUGACAGCCAUGGGCAGCAGCCCCAACAUUGCUUCAGUGGGGCUGCCCCACGCUGACCUUCUGUCUUACAGUGACCUGGGCUCCCUCUCCAUGCUGCAGCACCACCACCACCACCAGGGGGUGCCGUCGGCCCUGCUGAGGCAGGCGGUGCGGAGCAGUGGGGGCGAGCUGCUGGAGAUGCAGGCCCAGUUCAGGGACAUGCAGAGGGAGAACGAGCUGCUGCGCAGAGAGCUUGACCUGAAGGACAGUAAGCUGGGCUCCUCCACCAACAGCAUCAAGAGCUUCUGGAGCCCCGAGCUCAAGAAGGAACGGAUCAUGCGGAAGGAGGAGGCCGCUCGGACGUCCAUCCUGAAGGAGCAGAUGAGGGUGACUCAUGAGGAGAACCAGCACCUCCAGCUGACCAUCCAGGCCCUGCAGGACGAGCUGCGGACCCAGAGGGACCUGAACCACCUCCUGCAGCAGGAGACGGGCCGGCCCGGGGACCACUUCUCCUCCAUCGAGCUCAACGAGGAGAACUUCCGCCGGCUGCAGGCCGAGCACGACCGGCAGGCCAAGGAGCUCUUCCUGCUCAGGAAGACCCUGGAGGAGAUGGAGCUGCGGAUCGAGACCCAGAAGCAGACGCUGGGCGCCCGCGACGAGUCCAUCAAGAAGCUGCUGGAGAUGCUGCAGAGCAAGGGGCUGGCGGGGGGCCGCGGCAUGGAGGAGGAGGAGCAGGAGAGGGCCCGACGCAUCGCCGAGGCCGAGGCCCAGCUGGGACACCUGGAGGUCAUCCUGGACCAGAAGGACAAGGAGAACAUCCACCUCAGAGAGGAGCUACACAGGAGAAAUCAGCUGCAUCAAGACCCGGGCAAAACCAAGGCUCUGCAGACCAUCAUCGAGAUGAAGGACACCAAGGUAGCGUCGCUGGAGCGCAGCCUGCGGGACCUGGAGGACGAGAUCCAGAUGCUGAAGGCCAGCGGCCUGCUGAACACGGAGGACCGUGAGGAGGAGAUCAAGCAGAUGGAGGUCUACAAGAACCACUCCAAGUUCAUGAAGUCCAAGAUCGACCAGCUCAAACAGGAGCUGUCGAAGAAGGAGUCUGAGCUGCUGGCCCUGCAGACCAAACUGGAGACCCUGAACAACCAGAACUCGGACUGCAAGCAGCACAUCGAAGUGCUCAAAGAGUCUCUCACUGCCAAAGAGCAACGUGCAGCCAUCCUGCAGACAGAGGUGGAUGCUCUGCGUCUGCGUCUGGAGGAGAAGGAGUCCUUCCUGAGUAAGAAGACCAAGCAGCUUCAGGACAUGACUGAGGAGAAGGGCACCCUAACCGGCGAGAUCAGGGACAUGAAAGACAUGCUGGAGGUCAAGGAGAGGAAGAUCAAUGUGCUACAGAAGAAGAUUGAGAACCUCCAGGAGCAGCUGAGGGAUAAGGACAAGCAGCUGGGGAACCUGAAGGACCGCGUCAAGUCCCUGCAGACCGACUCCAGCAACACGGACACGGCGCUGGCCACCCUGGAGGAAGCGCUGUCCGAGAAGGAGCGGAUUAUCGAGCGUCUAAAAGACCAAAGAGAAAGGGAAGACAGGGAACGCUUGGAAGAGGUGGAGUCGUAUAAGAAGGAGAACAAGGACUUCAAGGAGAAGAUCAACACCCUGCAGCUGGAGCUCACAGAGAAGGAGUCCAACCUCAUCGAUCUGAAAGAUCAUGCUUCCUCGUUGGCCACCUCCAGCCUGAAGAAGGACUCUAAGCUCAAGACGCUGGAGAUGGCCAUUGAGCAGAAAAAGGAGGAGUGUAGUAAGUUGGAGACCCAGUUACAAAAGGCCCAUGAGGUGGAUCACUGCGGCCCCAGAGGGACCUCGGACUACCUGGAGCGGGUGAGGCUGCUGGAGAAGGAGGUGUCCUACUACAAGGAGGAGUCGGUCAAGGCCCAGGCGGAGACAGAGCGCCUGCUGGACAUCCUGCGGGAGGUGGAGACGGAGAAGAACGACAAGGACAAGAAGAUUGCUGAGCUGGAGAGUCUGGCUCCCAGACAAGGAGGCAAAGAGCAAACUAAAAAAGGCCCAAACAUUAAACUGGGAACCAAAGGGGACAAGAAGGGCAUGGGACAAGACCUCCGCAAAGACGGUACCAUGGACCACUUGAAGCUGGAGGAGCUGAUGGGCACUCUGGAGAGGACCAGACAGGAGCUGGACGCCACCAAGCAGCGGCUCUCCUCCACGCAGCGGUCCCUGCAGGAGAGGGACGGCGUCCUCUGCAGUGUUGUCCGCCGCUCGCAGCUGGAGGAGAUCCUGGAGAUGAAACAAGAAGCCCUGCUAUCGGCUAUCAGCGAGAAGGAUGCCAACAUCGCCCUGCACGAACUAAAUGCCCCCAAUAAUAAGAAGAGCCAAGAGGAGUUGCUCUAUCUGAAGAAGGAGAAGGACAGACUGAUGCACCAGCUCAAACAGCAGACGCAGAGCAGAAUGAAGCUCAUCACUGACAACUAUGAGGACGAACACUACCACGCCAACAGCCCCCACGCCCCCCCGCCCCUCCACCCUCAGCCCCAGCCCCACUACCCCCACGCCCCCCACGCCCCCCAGACCCACUACCCCCAUGCCCCCCAGCCCCUCUACCCCCACGCUCCCCACGGACAGCACGCCCAGCCCCCGGCCCAGCACCCACACACACAGCAGCCCCCGCCGGGGCACCCGCAGCCACACCCACCGCAGCACCCACAAGGGCACCCACAGGGGCACCCCCAAGGGCACCCCCAAGGGCACCCCCAAGGGCACCCCCAAGGGCACCCACAGCACACCCAACACCCACAACAGCACCCACAACAACACCCACAACAGCACCCUCAACAGCACCCACAACAUCCCCAACAGCACCCGCAGCACCAACAGCAAUACCCUCAGCAGCACCCUCCACCCCACCAGCGCCACAGUGCUCCCCCGCCCCACCAGCAGCACCCGCACGGACCCCCCCCACAGCAGCACCCUCACCCACAGCACCCCCACGGCCCCGCUCCACAGGGGCCUCACCCCCAGCACCCGCACCCCCAGCACCCUCCGCACGCACCCAUACAUUCCCAGCACCCGCGACACCCGGCGCCGCAUCACCGCGGGGGGCCCAACCGCGGACCACCCCAUGCUGGCCACCGGCCCGCCCCCGACCAGGACGAUGAGGAGGGCAUCUGGGCAUAAUCUGUACCGGGACCACCAAAGCACCAGGAUCUGAAGGGAGGAUUGAGUCACUAUUGGAGGAGCACCGUUCUGCCAUGAUGAUAAAACACAUUGACUACCUGACCAAACCUUUAUUGAUUUCACUGAUGGAACACUUACAACGGAGCCUUGACUGGGGGAGGGACCAGGUGGACGAGCCAGGCGGCGGACACUGUCAGCUGAGCAGGCAGCAUCCUCAGUCGGGAGACACCACCUGCAGUGACAGGUGACCGUGGUCAUAGACCCUUUGAGCCCUGUUUGUGUUGCACUUCAUGUUACACCAGAGCUGUUCUCCGGGGGCAACGCGGCAGAGGGCCCGACUGCCGAGCGUGGAUCGGGUGGAUUGAGAGAGUCGCUGUGGCUCCAAACAUCAAUUCGCUGCUGGACUUCCCAAAAGGAUAGUGUGUCAGAGAAACAUAAAAAAGAAACAGAACCUUGCAUCUCUACUGCCACAGAGGCCUGACCUCCAGAUACCUGUCUGCCUGCCCAGAUACCUGUCUGCCUGCCCAGAUACCUGUCUGCCUGCCCAGAUACCUGUCUGCCUGCCCAGAUACCUGUCUGCCGCCCUCCUCUGGCCACACAGCCCUGCUACACUUCCUUCCACACAUCCAAUGACAUUGAGUCCACCCGUUACGUCCUCACUUUAUUUACCGGCUGGGGUUUGUGGCUCUGCCUGCCUCGCCCCUCACUUAGCCAGCUCCAGCUCCACCCCCGGGGGACGCCUGAUCGGCCAGGUGUCACUCACGCUCAUCUGACGUGGUGCACAGAAACCGCCCUUCCAUUCACUUAACAUUGUACUAACAAUCAGCAUACUUGCAUGACACGAUGAUGUAGUGCUGGGAGCCCAGCAGCUUAGCCUAGGAUCCACGAGGUAGAAUCCCCUUACCACUGGCGUCCGCCUUGAGCUCCGUCUGCAGAGCAGGGGGCUGGCUGAACGACCAUCCCCUGCACUUUGUGUUGGCCUUGGCUAAGGCUGCCGUCCAUCCUCAUGUUACCUCAUUUGAUUACUAGAAGCAGUUAGUGGAUUAAUCUAUGCAGAUUUUAAGUUUGAAUUUAUUUAUCUUAAUCCUUGUGAAAGGAUAUCAAUCAAAGUAUGUUUUCCAUUUCGAUCAGACUGACCAUGAGAAUGGCCAGAAGAUAUGUGUACAUUAUUCCGAUGUUUUUGGUUUCUAUGACUAUGCACCUUCACACCCCCCCUCCCUUUGUAGGAAUCUUCCUAAUGGUGCUGCUGUUGGUGCUUCACCUAAACGUUGUCUGAUGACCUGGUCAAGAGCAUCGUUCAAUUUCUGAAUAGGGACUUGAUCCCAAAAUGGGCUUCAACUAUCAACUAUUGCUGAUGAUCGAAUUGUACAUACAUAUUUAAAACAACUAAAAUGUGAACAUGAAUCAUUUAUCUGAGAGGUUAUGGUCCUCUGCAUACGAUGCCAAUAUAAAUACUGUUGUUGACUAUGAAGUGAAAGUGGUGUUUGGUAGAUAUUCUCGUAUAGGUCAAUCAUCAGCUCAUUCACCCCUAUGUUAUUCAUGUGUCAUACAGUAUAUUACCCAUUGAUGCCCAUCGCCUCCUUCCCACAGGUCCUCUCCAUGUCCUAGAUCAUCUGAGUGACCUCCCCUACCAAAAAAGUAUUGCAAACAUAGUGACUUGUUUUCUCCCUCUAAAGAUGGUGGCCUGCACCUAUUCCAGAACUGUAUACAUAUAUUAUAUAUAUAUAUAUAUAUAUAUAUAUAUAUAUAUAUAUAUAUAUAUAUAUAUAUAUAUAUAUAAAAAUAUAAAGAGAGCUCUAUAGAGUAUGUCUAUAUGUAGUUUUAAUAUUAUUCCACAAAGGAGAAAGACAUUUUUUAUGUUCCUGCUUUUAGUUCGAAGGGGUGCACUGUAAGGCAGACUUGUUAUAUAGCGAGCAUGGAGACAAAGCUCUGGGCUACAUUGUUAGAAUCUCUCUCUUGAUGUUGAAGAACAUUCCCUUUCUAGUUAUAGAAGACUGGUCUGACGCAGUCCUAUUGCUCAAGCAGCUAACAGGAAAACCACAAUAGGUGUGUACUCCAACCUAAAGUACAAAAGGCAACAUAUAGGCGUUCCGGUAGGAGCGUUGGUCCAGACCAGGGUGAGGGCUAGUCGGGGUCUGCCUGGCCCAGGGCAAACCACUCAGAAACUCAAUGGGAGCUAAGGUGGCAGCAAGAAGAAGACUACGGCCUGAUCUCUGCACGGAGGGUGAGGACUAUCCCCUUAGCAGUGUCUCUCUGGAGUUCCUGAGUGACCAUGCCUGACAGAUCAUCCACUCCCUUCCCUUUUUUUAUGCUUUGCGUCGUCGUGGUCGUGCCGUCGUGAGCAGCAGUGGUGACAAGCGUGUCCGUAACAGUAGAACUAAAGAAAACGAUGAAUAUUCCAGCGUUGUUUGACCGUAGAGUGGAAGAUUAGACUGUUAUCGCCCACCCCCCCACCAGCCCCUCAUCACAUCAUGGUGCCUGAGUGUUUCUCCUUUGAUAAUAUUGAUGGUUGUGUUUUCCACUCUUUGGUUGGAUCAGCAGGCCGCUCUCCUCCAGAUCUCCUCCAGGUCUCCUCCAGGUCCCGGUAAUCUUCACAUUGACCCACAUUCGCCAAGUCCUGUGAGUUGUUGUUCGAUCUUUGCGUUUCCAAACCAAAUUAUAAUCCGAACGGUUGUGAUUGUGAAGAAGUGAAGACGGAGCAGACAGUGGGGCAGAAGUCUCUCACGUUAACAUCGGGGGACAGAGGUUAAAUCCUACAUUUUCAGGUUCUUAUCCAGUGAAUACUUGAAGUAGGGGGUUCUCCUACCAUGAAGAAAAACCUUAUGUGAUGAACAUGGAAAAGUAAUAUUGAGCAUUUUGAGUGUGCCCAUGCAUGCCGAUUUAUACAUAUUGUGCCAUCCGAAAAAGAUUAUUUAAGGGCGACCAGUUCUCUGCAGAGCGAGAGUUGAACUGUUUAUCUGGCUCAUGGUUACGGCUCGGGGCAAGGACCAAUCAUCGUCGGAAGUGACCGGCCAGUUCUUCUGAAACACAUAUUAGUGGUAAAAAGCUUUUAGUUACACCCAAACAUUUCCACAAAGGCCUUUAGGAAAAAAACAAGAUAAGUCUAGCGCCUUUUUGUUUGUUUUUAUAUACGAGUUAUUUUCAGUUGUGUUACGCUGACAAUGAAAACCUUUGGAUCAAAGAAAUCACUGUGACCAAUGCCAGAUACAUUUAUGUUAAAUAGACCAAAUGUUUGCUUCUUUUUUUCAUUUCUGUAUUUAAGUUGUAUUUAUUUAAGUUGUAUUCUAUGCGUUCUGCUUUGAGACUGUACUAUUUGUCUAGGUAAAUGUUUUGACCUGUACAGUAAACUCUUAGGAACCAGUAAAAUGUGUGUACAGCAUGCUGAAUGAAUAUAUGUGUGAACGUGGCCUAUAAUUUCCCAUGAAGCAUCGCUCCUCCAUACAUUAAGUGCAUUGUGCAUUGUGGCGGCGUGAUGUUGUGUUUGAGAGUGCUGUGGUCCUCACCCACCUUGUCCCCUUAUUAGACAGCCUGUGCAGGUCUAUGAGAGUGCAGCAUGAUUGCAGGGUUGCUGGGGUAAAUGUUUUUUAGAGAUUUGUGUAAGUAUGUACUAGUGUGUAAGUGGGCACGCACACUCACUGCUUGUGUGUGUUAUCAAUGCAUAUGAGAAGGUAUGUCAAGUAGGGUACUAUUCCCCAAGAAGGAGGGAGAGUGAGUGGAAGGCUUGAACGAAGCAUGGACUCGGUUAUGUUGCUGUUCCUAACCACGGAGGCUGUCUGUCCGUAGUACCCGAGGCGUUUGCUAUUGUAUGUGAUGUAACAGAAUAUAACUAUUGAGUGUUGGCCAGCUCGUUUAUAUCCAUCCAAUAAAGGUGACUUUCUUUCUG
This is a messenger RNA of Gadus morhua (Atlantic cod), 7548 nucleotides long. It is a transcript of the gene erc2, whose product is annotated as ELKS/RAB6-interacting/CAST family member 2. The transcript has 19 exons. Gene Ontology annotation, molecular function: structural constituent of presynaptic active zone. Gene Ontology annotation, biological process: neuromuscular synaptic transmission; regulation of synaptic plasticity; maintenance of presynaptic active zone structure. The record is from RefSeq and is a predicted model, not a curated record. NCBI's taxonomy places the organism in Eukaryota, Metazoa, Chordata, Actinopteri, Gadiformes, Gadidae. Gene Ontology annotation, cellular component: cytoskeleton of presynaptic active zone. Bases 216 to 3665 code for a protein of 1149 amino acids.